Messenger RNA from Carassius carassius (crucian carp), 2052 nucleotides. Its product is annotated as protein OSCP1-like. Gene Ontology annotation, biological process: transport. Bases 802 to 1983 code for a protein of 393 amino acids. Lineage: Eukaryota; Metazoa; Chordata; Actinopteri; Cypriniformes; Cyprinidae. The transcript has 10 exons. The record is from RefSeq and is a predicted model, not a curated record. Gene Ontology annotation, cellular component: cytoplasm; plasma membrane.
UGGAUCCCUUUUACUAAUUUCAGUCUUAAGAUUCUUUUAUAAUUUUAAAAAGCAUUCAAAUUGAUUGAAAUCAACACGUCAUUUAUUAAUAUUCUCUUGAUUAUUAAUUAUUAAGUCAGGAGAAUUCAAACCAGUACAGCAUUCAUAAACAUACAUUCUUUGGAAAUACAAAAGCCUGACCAAUACUGUUUACUUAGUCGACAAAGUAAAGAGUGUUUCAUAAAUGCAGCUUAAAAGUCUUGAAUUUGUGUUAAUUCUUGCAAUAUUCAUUUAUACAUUGUAUAUGCUAAACAUUUUCCUCUAAUGCUCGAUUUGUGUCAAUCUGCAGCAUUAAUAUGUUACUGUACAGGAACUGUGUGUCAUAUUUAACAACCACCCAAACACAGUAGGCUAUAAAUGGGAUUAUGAAUUCAUACAACAAAUCAUAAAAUAAAAAACAAUAACAAAGCACAUCUUUUCACGUUGGUUACUGUUUUAACUCGCUUGCUGUUGAUUCUAAUAUUUGUUUUGUUUCACAAACGACCAUACAAAUCAUAUAACUAUUUUUACGUCAACACAUAACAUACAAUCGUACAAAAAUGUUGGUUGCGUUUACGUUACCUGAAUUUUCGUAUUACAUCAUCGUCGAGCAGUACGAGCGCCUCUGAUUGGCUGUUGUUGGCGGUGACCUGGCAACAGAGAGAGGGUUUACAGACGCUUAUAUGUUCCGCAGGAUCUUCAGUGAGCGCAGAUAGCGUCUUUUUGUUGACAACCUGUGUUUGCUUACCGAUACUAGCUGCUCUUCAUCCAUCUCCAGAGAGGAUGUCGACGCGAACGCUACCUCUGCUCUUCAUUAAUCUGGGUGGAGAAAUGCUUUACAUCCUGGAUCAGCGCCUGCGGGCUCAGAAUAUCCCAGCAGAUAAAGCCAAGAAAGGUAAAUGGCAGCUAAUAUACCAGGGAGUUGAUAAAGCAAUUAUGAAUGAUAUCAUUACCACCAUGUUCAAUAAGAAGUUCCUGGAGGAGCUGUUCAAACCACAGGAGCUGUACUCCAAGAAGGCCCUGAGGACAGUGUUCGACCGACUGGCUCAUGCCUCCAUCAUGAGACUCAACCAAGCUAGUAUGGACAAGCUCUAUGAUUUGAUGACCAUGGCAUUCAAGUAUCAAGUCCUGCUGUGUCCUCGACCUAAAGACAUCCUCCUCGUGUCCUUCAACCACAUGGAUGCCAUCAGGGACUUUGUGAAAGACACUCCCGGCAUCCUCAGCCAAGUGGAUGAAACAAACAAGCAACUCAUAGAGAUAUAUACCCCUUUAUCUGGUGGAGAGUUUCAGCUACUUAGACAAACACUCCUCAUCUUCUUUCAAGAUAUGCAUAUUAGAGUAUCAAUUUUCCUGAAAGACAAAGUCCAGAAUUCUAAUGGGCGAUUUGUCCUCCCGACAUCAGGCCCUGUUCCGUAUGGGAUGCACAUCCCAGGACUCAUAAGGAUGUUCAUCUGUAGUGGUGAGGAGCUGAGAAGGAUUCAGUUCCGGGACGGUGGCAAUUACAGCGCCACUCUCCGUGAGGGUUCUUUUGAAAUGUAUGGUGAUCGAGUAAUCAAACUUGGUACAAACAUGUACAGUGUGAGCCGGCCUGUUGAGACACACAUGUCUGGAAUCUCCAAAAACUCCUCACAGCACACCAAGGUCAACACAACUCCGAAUCCUUUGGCAAAAGAAGAGCUGAACCUUCUUGCUAGACUAAUGGGAGGUCUGGAGGUGCAGAAAUCAGCUAACACUGACUCUGGCUUCCGUGUGAGCCUUUUUGCCACAGAUGAGGAGGAAGAGGAAGCUUUAAUAUCAAGACCGGAUGAGCUUUCCUAUGAAGUUAUUAAUAUACAGGCAACAAAGGACAAACAGACCAAUGCGGCGCUGGCUAAGAUCAUGGGAGAGUUUGGAGAGACGGGUGAACCCACCCCCAGUUCCAGCAGCAAGGGUGACGACCUCCUGGCAAUGAUGGAUGGACUGUGACUUAAACUUGAUGUUCCCUUUGAGUGAGCAGAGUGACUGAGCUGUUAAGCGGGAUAAAGUGCUACAGUG